This is a messenger RNA of Hypoxylon fragiforme, 1470 nucleotides long. Its product is annotated as ferritin-like domain-containing protein. Lineage: Eukaryota; Fungi; Ascomycota; Sordariomycetes; Xylariales; Hypoxylaceae. The transcript has a single exon. Bases 161 to 1276 code for a protein of 371 amino acids. The record is from RefSeq and is a predicted model, not a curated record.
UGUACCUCGAAGACGCGCCAUUGGAACGUUAUUGAUAUGACUUUGCCUACAUAAUAUAAACAGGCCCUAGGUCUCCCCCGAGCAGUGCCAUGUAACCGGUGUCGAGAAUCUUUGCUUUGUCCCUCAUUGAAUUUCCAAGCCUCUCAAAUCACUCGCCAACAUGUCGAUUCGAUCUCUCUUCCAGGCCUGUCUGCUGAGCCCCCUGGCUUCUGUUGCCCUUGCAAAACCUCUCGUUGGCAGAUCUGGCACGUUUGCUGAGUCCCAAAGGCUUGCCGACCCCAGUUACGGCCCAAUCCCCGGACAAGACCCGGUCUUCAGCACGUACUAUGGUGUCGAGGCCCCCUUUCCCGGAAACUUGAAAGACCCCAUCCUACCGACGAAGCAAGGCCCGCCAGGGGUUGACGAUCAAGUCUGGCAGAACCUACUAUCGGCCGAAUGGAUCAUCUUCAGCUUCUACCAACAGGCCGUUGAGGCCUUCAACGAGACGUCCUUCAUCAAGGCCGGCAUGCCCAACAGCACAUACAAGCGCAUCCAAGAGAUCCGGAACAACGAAGCCGGCCACCUGCGCAUCUUCCAGACCCUGAUCUCCCCCACAUCCAUCAAGCCCGGCGGAUGCAAAUACCAAUUCCCCUUCUACGACCCCAUCUCCUUCCUCGCCCUCGUGACCGUCCUCGAAGUAUCCAGCAUGGCCUUCCUGACGGGCCUCGUGCAGCAGACCCAACUUGCCACCUCCCAGGGGGCCAUGAUCGCCAUCGCCGAAACCGAGGCCCGCCACGAAGUCUGGAGCUUAAUCGAGAUCUGGAAGACGAACCCGUUCGGCGGGCCCUCCGACACCACCUUCCCCUACGCGAACCAGAUCCUCGACACCACCACCGCCUUCAUCGUCCCCGGCAGCUGCCCCAAGCUAAACCCGCAGUACCCGUCCCCGCGCCAGGGCCUGCCCGCCCUCAGCGCGACCCACGACACGAAGUCGCUGACGCCGGGCUCCACGAUCGGGCUCAACUUCACCGACCCGACCAACCAGCCGCAGUUCGCGUCCGGCCAGGACUACUACGCCGUCUUCUUCCACGGCAUCGCGAACAUCAGCGUGCCGAUCAACACGACGGGGUUUCCCGAGGAGAUCAUUCGCGUCACGAUCCCGAAGGAGUUCGAGACGAAGGGAGUCAUUGCGGCGGUCAUCGCGGAUACGCCGGGCGCGCCGACGAAGGAGACCGUUGUUGCGGGACCGGGCAUCAUCCUGGAGCAGCCGGCGGAGCUUGCUACGCAGCUUAUCUGAAGGGGUUUAGUCUGAUGUUGGGAGCUACGUGGAUAUGGUGCAGAAAAAAUGGAAUAUAUAGAUGGAGGUUUGGAUACAGUUCGUGACUAUACUUACAGGCGGGCAUCGCUUAGAUACCUCCUGGCCUUACACUGCUAUAACUUUUGUUAAUGUCAAUGUCUAAUUACGUUCCACUUCAUUCAUGAGAACUGUGC